CCACAUGUGACUUGUUUAUAAUAUAUACCCAAAAUUAACCACAGGCAACAGAAUACCUCGACAGAAUAUCUCUACAGAGGAGCUAUGGAUGGUAACAAGGCUACUCUUAAUCUUGAUGGCAAGCAUCAACUGAAUCACAGUACUGUGUAUAAGUCGGCUAAAUCUACCAGAUCUUGGUUUCCAGUUGCUGUCGCCUUGUUCCUAUUGCUGUCGGUGGCUGGCUUGUACCAUGUGCAUCAGUGCUUCAGAUUGUCGUCGCUAAUCAAUCCUCAGUACACGAACUCGGAGAAAGAAACAAUUACACUCUAUAGAGACCCAAUCAAGGACCCAAUAUCACAAGCUGAAACGCCUGUCAGUAUGCUGCAGCCUGAGACACUCAUUGAAUUGUUGCAGAAUUUAACGUUUUUGAACUAUGGAGUUAUAAAAAACAGUGAUGAGUUUGUGUGGCUAAAUCAUAAUUGCCAUUACCUUGAGUCACAAAAUGUUAGUGGACCUUAUAUGGGCUGGGCUGAUGUAAAUUCAGCUAACUACCUGUUCAGACGACGAGGUCAAAUCUAUGUUGAUCCUCCUUCUGGAAUGAGGAGUAGUGUUCCACUCGGAGGAAUAUCAACUGGUGUAUUUGAGCUUCGUGUUGACGGUUCAUUUCACGAGUUUACUAUCUUCAACCAACACCCAGCAGGUGCUGCCAAAAUUCAGACUUUUGAUGACAUGUUUAUGGCUGUGAGAACUCAGACCAAUGAUGAAAGUGUUGCACUAGUGUUGCAGACGCACCCCAGCAAUAAGGAGCUGCCAGGUGUUCGUUCUCUGGACUACAGAGGCGCCUAUCCUGUUAGUAAGCUGUUGGUGAAUGAUCCUCGACUCCCUGUUGACGUGUCAGUGUAUGCCUACUCUUGGUACAAGCACAGCGACAUGAACAUCUCAGCUACACCAGCUGUAGCCUUUACUGCAGUAUUUCGUAAUACACUGUCUGAACAUGUUAAUGCAUCAUUCAUGCUCAAUCUUCCUAUUGGCCUUGAGCGUCGUACACAGAGAGUUGCCGACCAGUUUCCACCAAACCUAAACAGCUAUGAUAGCAGCUACGCCUCUCUCCCCACUGAAGUACAUCAAUUAUCCGUACAGCCUGACAAAGAUAUGUCAAUUGAGUGUUUCAUGAUGUGUGGUGAUGGUUGUAAGUCAUGGACUUAUAACGAGUUAAGCAACGAAUGUUUGGUGUACAAAGAUGCUCCUCGUAUGAAUGGUCACAAUGACAAAUGCUCUUCAGGAGUUAAGACUCACUGGAGUGUCAAUUCUGGGUGCCUCACAGUGAACAGGGACACUCCUGGCUAUAACACAAAUGGCAACAUGUCGUUGUGUGCAUUUUCAUCAGACAAAGAAGUUGAUAUCAAGGUUGGAACAAGCAACAGUGUUACUUCCCUGUGGAAAGAUUUCUCCACGACUGGUAGUUUCUCUGAGGUAACUGAAGGCUCUUAUGUGACUGGGGCUGUAUCAGGUCAGGUGUCACUCAAACCCAAUGAAGUCAAGGAGGUCACAAUUGUUCUAGGAUGGUACUUUCCAGAGAGAGACUUUCUUGGAUUACCUGUCGGCAACUAUUACAGUCAUCUUGUUGAUAACUCCUCUCAAGCUGCACAGUUAGUAGGGAAUAAUGUUAAGAAUGUAGUCAAAGAUGCUGCUAAACUGCACACCACAUUCUUCGGUUCAGAUGUGGACGAAACUCUACAAGACAUGCUCAUUAACAGUCUCUCUCACAUAAGAUCUGCAUUUUGGCUUAAAGAUGGCCGUUGGAGGCAAUGGGAGGCACAUGAUUGCGUCAAUUUAGAUUCUGUGCAUAAUGAUGGAGAGAGGCACAUCCCGUACUUAAUGAUCUUCCCUGACUCUACUAUUAGCAAGAUGAGGGCGUGGGCUAGCUUUCAACUUGAUAAUGGCAUGAUACAAGAAGAACUGCGUUGUGGUUGUUGGUCGUUACCCAUAUUACCUAUUGAAGUGGAGUUUGGCUGUGGACGUGCAAUGUCUGAUGUGUCCUCUAUGUUCAUUGUCUAUUUGCUUGAGAUUCUGCAGUGGCAUCCUGGCCCUACGUCUAACCAGGUGGUCAAGGAACUAUGGCCGAAUGCCAAGAGAGCUGCACAAUGGCACUUGGACGUAAGCAAAAAAGUAGGCAUGCCACAGUAUCUAGUCACUACAUACGAUGUGCUGCGACUUGGUUCUUAUCCAUAUGCAAGCUACAAUGGAGCCUUUCAUUUGUUGGCCAUGAAAGCAGCAGAAAAACUGGCAGUGUGGAUGAAUGACACUGACUUUGCAUUGGAAUGCCAUACAGCAUUUCUGGUUGGGCAGGACACACUGGAUGAUAUUCUUUGGAACAGCACUGGAAAAUACUACAAUGCUUACAGUACGACGGAGGAAGAUUUUGCAGAAGAGCUAUUCUUCGAGGACCUUCGGGUCAAUCUGUGUGACUAUCCAAAGUAUCACAAGGAGGAGUGGGGGGAGUGUCAUGAUGGCUCCCCUACCAACCCAGGAGCCAUCAUGACUGACACCUUCUAUGCGCAGGUCCUGGCAUACUCACUUGGUAUUGGAACGCUUGUCAAGGAUGAGAGCAAGCUAAGAAAUCACAUGAAGGCUGAGCGAGUCUACAAUCACAGUCCCAAAGGGAUGGUUGUAAUGACAGGUCGGUACACUAAAGUACCUAUCCCAUGGAGUGACAAUGCCAUAUGGAUGAUGGGAAACCCUAACUGGGCAAGCAUCCAGCUGCAUCUGGGAGAGGAUCGAGACGAGGCUAUGGAUGUGGUUAAAGAGUCAUUCGACCAAUGGAGGACAAAACUCAAUGAGAUUUGGAAUGUUGCUGGUAUCUUGGCCAGUGGAGACUACACUAACUCUGGAGCCAGUGCCACUACUGAUGAUACUGAGCUGCCUUAUAUCACUAGCCACUAUGGCUACUACAUGUCAUCGUGGCACAUUAUUCUAGCGCUCUCUGGACAAAAUGUUGAUGUUAAUGAACAGAAGAUGACCUUCUCUCCUAAGUUCCCUCUGUGCUGUAGUAGUGAGUGCAAGUCGUACAAACUUCCUGUAAUGCUACCAACGGUUUGGGGCACCCUCAAGCGAGACUCAGGUUUUGACUUGGCCAAAGAAAAAUUAUUGUACGUACAUUACACACUCUCACUGGAGUACGGUAGUGUGGAUGUGAUGGAGUUGUCUGUUGAUGACUGCAAGAUGCAAAACGCUGGUGUCACAACCGUGGAUGUAGAUCACCCAGCCAAGUGGUACUGCCCUGUUACGUGCUUGUAGAAUAUCUACACAUGACACUGAACAAAUUUUAUUCUUGAUAUAGUUAUGUAUGUAAUAAAAAUGUAAUGUACAAUUUUGUAUCUAUGUUUACCACUGGUAAAGAUCACUGCAGUAAUACGUAAGAUGUUUAUUAAAAUGA
This is a messenger RNA of Halichondria panicea, 3415 nucleotides long. RefSeq lists its product as uncharacterized. NCBI's taxonomy places the organism in Eukaryota, Metazoa, Porifera, Demospongiae, Suberitida, Halichondriidae. The record is from RefSeq and is a predicted model, not a curated record. Gene Ontology annotation, biological process: carbohydrate metabolic process. The transcript is spliced from 18 exons. Bases 85 to 3276 code for a protein of 1063 amino acids. Gene Ontology annotation, molecular function: beta-glucosidase activity.